This is a messenger RNA of Phyllopteryx taeniolatus (common seadragon), 4079 nucleotides long. Its product is annotated as histone-lysine N-methyltransferase, H3 lysine-79 specific-like. Lineage: Eukaryota; Metazoa; Chordata; Actinopteri; Syngnathiformes; Syngnathidae. Bases 181 to 2388 code for a protein of 735 amino acids. Gene Ontology annotation, cellular component: axoneme. Gene Ontology annotation, biological process: intraciliary transport. The transcript is spliced from 9 exons. The record is from RefSeq and is a predicted model, not a curated record.
UCUGAUAUGAGGUUACAACCAAUCGCGUCAUUAAAAGCGACACUGAAGUCGGAUUUGGAGCUUCACAGCCAUGUAACGUUAGCCGUGGAUUGCCAUUGGCGUCUGGCCGCCUGUCGCGUCUGCGUUGAUUUUUUUGCAAUGCGUCUUUAGAAAGGAGGAAAGAGCUACUGCAAGGGAGCGAUGAGUGUGAACCAGCGGGACUUUGUACCGAGGUCUGGGGCUGAAGGGGAUGCGGCGAGGUACAACAAAGAGUCAUUCCAAACGUGCUCACUGCCCAGACUCCUUCCCAGUCAACGCCCCUUGCCAACUAAGUCAUAUGUGUACAAACCCCAAGAGGACAAACUGAAUCCUUACAGACGCUCCGAAGCCUCCAAGCUGAAGUUGCCACCAAUCAGGGACACCGCCAAAUUGAGGCAGCAGUCUACAAACAACAUUAAGGAGCUAAAGAAUCAGAAUUAUGUGCUGCAACAGCAACUGCAAGAUUCCAAGACGGAGAAUAAACUGUUGAAGAACGUUCUGCAUCGCCACACGGUGGCGCUGCAGCAAUUUCAAGAUUUGGAAGGGAGCAUUUCUCAGAUACAAGACCAGCACAGAAACGAAGUGAAAGCUUUGCGGAGGUUGCUCUCUGAGACGCGCUCGAGCCGCGAUAAGCUGGCAAGGAAGCUGCAAAGCACAGAGAGAGAGUUGUUGGACUGCAAAGACAGGAUCAAUCACCUUCAGUGGAGGGUCAACAAGAAUCCCAACCUGCUGGAGAAGGAGGAACUUACCCGCAGGCUCACUGAGUUCACUAUACAUCUGGAGGAGAAGGAGAGGAGGAUACAGGUAUUUACGUUUUCACAACGUCCCAGCGUCAUUGGAAUUGGGUUCUUGGAGAAGAGUAACAUGUUGCUUCAAAGCUCACUCAAUCGCCAAGUAGCAACAGAAUACAAAAAGAUGUUCAGAACCAAUGUGAUGUCUCUCGGUCUACAAACCGCAGUUUGUGAAUUAUCCAAGAAAACUCAACCGGACAGAACAAGAGAAGCAGAGACAAAUAAUAUAAAUACUAUCCGAUUGCGAAAACAUGGAAGAAAAGCCAAACAAAGCAAGAUGGUCCAGACGGAAGAACGUGUCUCGACAACCAGUGAGACUGACGAUCGGAUGAAGUCAGACAUUUCGGAGACUGAUGAGAAGCUCCAAAGGUGGCAGAGCCCUGACAGCUCGGAUUAUCUACGACAUAAAUCUCGCACAACUGAACAAAGGAGAAAGAACAACCAGAACCAUUCUGAUACAAAUGCAGUUUCAGCCUAUGGGGAUAUCCAUCACCGCCAAGAGGAAAGGAAGCACUUAUCAGAAGAUACGCAGGAGUCAGAGGAGAGUGAGGAGGAAGAGGAGGAAAAGGAAGGGAGUAAAGAUGAAGAGGAGGGGGAAGAGGAAGAGGAGGGGGAAGACGAGAACGAGGAUAGAGAAGGGGGGGAGAGGUCAGAAGAGAACUGUGAAGGGAAGGAGGAAAAGGAGGAGCAUGAUGAGGAAGAAUAUGACGAUGAGGGAAUGGACCAAAAUGGGGAGGAGGAUGAAACUGAGGAGAAAGAAGAGAAGUCGGAGGAAACGAGUUUUGGGGAGAAGUUUGAGGAGACCAUAGGGGAAUAUGAUUAUGAUGAGGAGGAGCGAGACUAUGAGAAAGAAGAGGAGGACAAGGGGGAGUUAGAGGAGGAGGAGUGGGAGGGGAAUGCGGAGGAGUGGGAGGAGGAUGAAGAAAAUGAGGAGGAAGAGAAAGAGGACAAGAAGAAGAAGAAGAAGAAGAAGGUGAAGGAGGAGAGAGAGGAAGAGGAGAGCCAAGUAGUAGAAGAACAGGAGGAGGAGAAUGAGUUGGAAGAGGCACAGGAAAAUAGAGAUGAAGAGGACAAGGUAAGGAAAAAGGAGAGGGUAGAGAAAGAGGAAAGCGUAGAAGAGGAGGUGGACGAUGAGGAAGAGGAUGAGGCGGUGGUGGAAGUUAUGAUGGUGGUGGAGGAGGCAAAACAACAGGAAAAGAGAAAGGAGAAAGGAGAUCAGAAAGACAUUAGGACAAACAAACAAUGCUCUUUGUCGUGCAUUCUUAACGAGCCUCAGGUGGUAACACCACGUGAACCAAAACGAUGCUCGCGGCCCAAAAUUCGACGUAAAUACAACUUUACCCCAGUUACUAAGAACUUGCACCUGGGCAAGCCAGCCUACAGCGGCGUGAACCUGAGGUCUUAUAAAGGGGCAAACAUGCCGGUGAAAGAGGAGACCCUUUACUGUCGCAAUCGGAGACGUUCUGCAGAAAUGCUGGAAGACAUCUAUCUGAGUGACGAACAGACGAGCCAACCGGAUGCCGCCAGUGACUGCUCGGAUUUGGAUUCCAAACAUACUGACUCACCUUCAUGGACUUAGAGUAAUACUAACGAGCGAGUGAACACUGGCUCUCCAUAGAGUUGUGUCAGCGGUAGACAUGCAAUUCCUUUGCUACUACACUUUGUGCCCAAUUGACUCCAUUGCUUUUCUGGGAUGUGUAAAGACACUUGAGGGCACAAGACAUUAUUGUGUAUAUGUAUAGUAUGACCUCUUUCAUUAAUUUCAUGGUUUGUUUACAUGCAACUUCCUGGUUUGUUUGAGAACAGGAUUAUGCAAAAACUUCUAAUUAAUUUCAAUGAAACGCUAGAGAUGUAUAUAACAUGGACCAAGGGAGCAAUCAUUAAAUCACUUUGUAAUGCACAUUAUUACCACCUUCAGCACUGGAGUGGAAGCCACCAGAGGAGUACGGUAACUCAUUGAUUUUGCUUGUGACCAAUGUGGCCUUUUUCAGUAAACGAGCAUGUCUUCCUGUGCCGGGUGGUAAAGUAUUCUUAUGCUGCUGAGAAAAAAAUUUUCAUUGCGUGCUGUCUGUAACCUUGAAAUUUCAUAAUUACCCUAAAUAUUUGGAAAAACCCUUCUCAUCCAAAAAUUAAAACCAGUCAAAUGAAAAAUAAAUACAGUGAACCCGAUACGUUGCAGACCCACCCGGAAUAUAGAGAACAUACUGUAUAACCCCCCCGCCACACGCUUUUACCACUUAAACCUAUUAAAACACUUUUUUUGGUGCCUGCUCUCCUUUACUUGCUGUCAAAAAAUUGGAGGCUCGUAUAAUGUCCUUGGAGAAAUUAAAAGACUUGUGCUUGCUCAGUUCUCCAAUUAAGAGGUAAAGUGUGCUUGCUUCAGGCUUUUUUUUUAAAUUUUUUUUUACUUUUUUUUUUUGUCACUCCCAGUUGAAGUUUACUGUAAAAGAACUAAACUAUAUGCUCAAACACCAAAAUGUUGAUCAGGCUUUUUUUUUAAUUAAUUUUAUUUUUUUUGUCACUCCCAGUUGAAGUUUACUGUAAAAGAACUAAACUAUAUGCUCAAACACCAAAAUGUUGACAUAAACCAUGUACUGUAAUUCUAAUUAAAAUCUGCUAGCUUAGUGCUUACAUAAUGCAAAAUGCCAAUGGAAAUAGGCAUCGAUGUUACAUUAAUCAUAAACCUUCAAACCACUCCUAAAUUAACUCAGAGUAGCAACCAAUACAAAAAGCAUACAUUACCCACAGGCAUAUUGCGUAAUACAUUACCCCAUUCUUUUUGCGGUUCUAUUAUGCUGAAUAUAUUCCAGUAGGGCGGCACGGUGUGAAAAUGGAUGGAUAUUCCAGUAGACCUUAAGUGCUGCCCAGCACAACGUAGAGCUGCACUAAAGACGUGCAAUUAAAUUUGGACAUUACUGUAUAAAAGAUUGCUUAAAAAUCUGCAAUGUAUUGGGGGGAGGGGGUGGUGACAGGUGAACAGAAACUAAAACAUUUGGAUUAAAGUAAUUCAUUUAAAAAAAAUACUAAAGUUGUUGGACGUUUUUACAUAUUUUUAAAAAAGUUUUAUUUAAUUUUUUUACCAUUUUAAGACUUUUUGUCAGGUAAGUUACUUAAUUUGCUUGAAAUGUUAUUUAUUUUAUUUAAUACUGUUUUUGUAUAUUAGGUUUAUUUUUAUAUAUUUUGUUGUUGAACUUUGUUUUUGUAGUACAAAGUAUUUUUGCACAUUGUUGUUUCAUUUUCUUCAAAUAAUAAACCAGAUGACAACAGUAA